This is a messenger RNA of Symbiodinium sp. CCMP2456, 4395 nucleotides long. NCBI's taxonomy places the organism in Eukaryota, Dinophyceae, Suessiales, Symbiodiniaceae. The record is from the annotation of a GenBank genome assembly.
AUGCCGUAUGUAUCAGAGGUGCAGGAACUGGCUUUGAAAGCGGAGGAUGCCUCAGAGUCUCAGCGAGUUGCUGAGCAGCUGCGACGGCUACAGGACAAGGCGAGAAUUCUUCUACAUUCUGACAACGCGUCGCUUCUCGCCAUGGCGACGCGGUGGGCAGUCGUGGUGAUCCUGUCGCAAACGGCCUCACCAUUGCUACUGAACGUGCGUCUGCCUGCGGAGCUUAGAGGCAUCAGUUGCAUUCAGGACCUUCCCAGUACACGAAUGGGGAUGCAUUCUUCUUCCCUCCUCGAGCCAGUGUCAUUGCAGCAGCAGGCAGAGGAGCUUUUCGAACUCCUGUUGAAACUCCUUCGGCAAGCCGUUGCCUCGUACAAUGAUGGAGGCCGUGCCAAGGCACCUCAGCUGAUCGGUGCAGUGGGUGCCGUCGCAAGGCAGCGACCGAGCAUGCUGCCCGCGUGUCUCGACGUGUUCAAGGCUAUUCUGCUAGUCAAAGAUGCGCUUGGAGCACAAGUCCAUGGUGAGAUUCAGAAGCUCGUGGCAGCGGAGAUUCAGCUCUUUGUUGCUUCUGGGCUGACCGCAGAGUGGUCUGCAGAUCUCCUUGACCUUUUUGACCGAACUGCUCAGUCCGGUUCCUUGGAAGAGCUAUCUACACGGGCCAAGUACAAGCAGAUCAGCAUGGUCACUGAUGACUUGGACGUUGCCUCUCGUGCAACCAAACGGGCCAGAAGAACAGAGUCAUCGAAGCACGUUUGGACCUGGCAAUGCGGUGACGGGACAACAGCAGAAGAUGUGAUCUUUGAUGCAGACGCUUUGCUGUCUGGUGAAGCAGAGUCAACUUGCAGGCGUUUGGAAGACUAUUUCGGGUUGCCAAGUCAGCGGGAACCAGCUGGACACGUUCCUGGGCCGGCAGUGCUUGCGACCAAAAUCAGCAGUCAGGCUGAGCUCGCUCGGAUAGCACUUACGUCCCUAAGCUCGCUGUCGGUACAGCGUAGCCUUCAUCGAGAACGUGCUCAUGAGAAUGCCGUUGCAUUUUCCGAUCCUGUUCCCGGGCACGGUUCAAAUGGAGCAUCGGAGCCGGACGCGUUUCAAGAGCAAUUGUCUCUGCUCAUAGAUGGCAAGGUGGCCUCCCGGAUUGAACCUGACAAGCCUGAAGAGCCUGGUGCACGCGAUCCGAGGGCAGCACUACCUGUGGGUGUUGGCGGGAGCGAUGCCUCACACCUUGUGCCGAUGGAAAUUGGGACGGUGCAACUUCCGAAAGACGUCCGUGCAAAGGAUGCAUUGCAGUUGAAGCUGUAUGAGGAGGUUUUAGCCAGCUGGAGCAGAAUGGACACGUCGCUUCUAAAAUGCUGUCUGCUGCCAUCGCAGCUCGCCGCUUAUGAGCAAGUCAGCCGACAGGUUGCCUUGCACCUUGCAGCAGGUCCAAGGACAGCCUUGAAACCAGAUUUGCAGCGUUCCAUGUGUCAGGCCUACGUGUUGCGUACCUUCGACUCAUUGAAGGCGUCCUUGCAAUCAGCGAACAAGGUGGGUGCAUCAGCGGCCAUGGAUCAGCUCGUAGAGCUGUUUUAUGCGAAGUUUUCUGCGGAUGUUGCCCGGUUCCAGGAGUCCGCAGUCGGAACAAGUGCUCCUCUCCGUGAAAUCUUGGAGGCGGGUGGAUCUUCCAGGCGUCUUGCAGGGACCAGCUUCACCUACGCGGAGCUCUUCGACAUGUGCCUGGCUGAAUUCGAAAAACGAGACGUUCCCAGGCGUGAGUUGAGAAAUUUCCUCGGUGAGCUCCCUGCGGUGCCUGUUUCCGCCUUCCGAGCGCUUGAAGCGCAAUGCCAGCUGGCAUCAGCCCGAAAGAUGGCGUUGCUGACCAUUCUGGCAUUAAUCGAAGGCAAGCCUGCCUGCCGCUGGCGUGGGCUUCAGCUGCUCCUGAAGUUGGCCUUCUCCUCCGGGGAGGAUUCGGUUCGUUUCGACACCAUCCGCUUGAUCAUCAACAAGAUCUAUGUUGCACCGAGGGCUGCCAUGCGCUGGCAGCUCCCUCACCUGACCGAUGAGGAGGCGCUGCUACUCAUGACAGACGGCGAGGGGACUGCUGACGGGUCCAGCUGGGACUUGUCAGAUCCAGACUUCUUACCACUGCUGAGGCUUCGUGGGCGAUGCAUCGAGGAUGUUGCAACCAUCAUGCUGCGCUCCGUUGCAGCCCGUGAGGGUAAAGAGGGCGACUUCCGGCACAAGCUCGGCAUCCCCUUCCGCUUGGAGCAAACACGUGCGGAUCUCUUCAAAGGUGCAAUCUGCGCACCCAAAGACAGGGUUUGGCUCUACCUGGCACUUUGCAUCAAGAGGCCAAUCUUGAUGCACGGGCUCGUCGAGACCUUCAUCCAAUGCGAUGCCGCGAUGAAAGAUCACUUGAUCAAUUCCAUCGAGGAGGCUGUCAGGUAUAUUCCAGUCGGUGAGCAGGAGCUGCUAGUUCUCGUCCAGAAGGCAACUCCACAGACAGAGGCACUGGUCCUCAAGAUGCUCAACAUCAUGAUGACAAGCAGGGGCAAGGAACCAUUGCUUCCAGGCUUUGGCGAAGCUGUUGUGCGUCUCUACAAGGAGACUCAGAACCCUCGCUUGCUCGUUCCCGUUUUCGACAUGCUGGAUCGAAACACCUUGCUGGACUUCCUGCCCUCGGUGCUGCAAUUGGAGGCCGACCUUGUCACUGAUGCUUUCCGGCUUGUGAUUUGCGCGCGCUCACCCCCACUCAGUGUGACGGAGCUACUCACCGAGCUUCAUCACAUUAACAGUCCAGGUGAAAACAUUGUACCUAUCCAGUCUUCUAUGCAAGCGCUCAACAUCGUAUUUGGCAUGCGGGACCAGUUUGACCCCAAAGUCUACGGAAUUGUUAUUCAGUCACUUGUUGAAGAGCCUGGGCCGCUUCCGCAACUCUUCAUGCGCACUGUGAUUCAAGUUGUCAAGGAGCUUCCUCGUCUCUCAGAUUUUGUCGUUGUGGAAAUUCUUCCUCGACUUGUUCGACAAGAGGUUUGGGGCGAUGAGAGGAUGUGGAGAGGCUUCAUGAUUGUGCUGCAGCACACGUUCGCGAGCCAGUCGACUGGAGCUGCGAGAGUGCUGUCCAUGUUGCCACUCUCUCAGCUGGAGGACGUCUUGGUGCAGCAUCCUGAUUGGAAAGCGCAGCUGCGCGAAUUUGUUGCAAGACAGCCUCCGGGCAUGGCUCUGAAGGUAUUUGAGUCUUCAAAGCUCAUCUGUUGCCUUGUCAAUGCUGUGAUGAAAAGUUGUGGGCAGGAGCUGGAAGCCGUCAAGGAGUUCAUGUGGAGAUCAGGACCUGCCGCGAUUACUUUUGUUGCUUGGUAUGAGUGGGGUGAGGCGGAGAAUGCAAACUGGGAGCAGGGCCUGGAGGCAACGAGGUCUGCCGCCAGCGACUGCAUGGUUCAUCAAAUCUCGCGAAUGCAUGCCGCCAUGAACCAGGUUCUUUCACAUGAACGGGCCAGACACGCAUCAGAGAUAUCCUUGAUCCUACGCAGGGUCGAGAAGGACUUGAAAGACACCUUCCACCAGGUCGGAAACACUGUCAGGGGAUUGGCAGAGAAGGUGCACAGCCUGACGAAACAGGUCGAAGCUCAGAACAAGGCGUUGGAGGAGAAGGAAUUUGCGUCGUCCCAGGUGCAUCCGGACGUGCACAUCCUCCGUCAAAGUGACCAAAGCGAAUACCUGGAUGCGCAUUGCGAGGAUGCCACUCCAAGUUUUCAAUGGGUUGAAGAGCGGGAGCUGGCUCUCAGAGACGAAAUUGCCCAUUUGCGAUCGAAGCUCCGCUCGUACGAGCAUGGACAAAAAGGCUUCCUACCGCAAAUGGCGAAGAUGUCUUCAUCGUGGAUGCGCCAUACAGGUAAGGAACGUAUUCCUGAGGCCAAGGUCUAUGACCUGUCUGCACUGCUUCGAAAGCCCGAGGCUGUCGAGACAGAGGUUCCGAUUGCUGCACCAUCAUGGCCUGCCAGACCUGUGGCGAAGUGCAAGGCAAGUGGAGAAGAUACUUGGACAGGGCCUGCUAGACAGACUCGCCGUGGCCUGCGCAUCCCGAAACAAAGACUUUUCAGGGAUGUAGACGGUCUCAUGCCUCUGCUCGAGAAGGCACUGCCACCACUGUGCCUGUUGUCCGAUGUUUUCUCCCAGCUUCGAAACAGCGGCUGCUUCGGUGCUGUAACACUCACGACUGCCUUGGAAAUGUCGGCGGCAGACGCGCAUUCAGUGCUCAGCAACAUCGUAUUCCUGUUUCGGCACGCUGCUCCAAAGCUGCAAGGCCUGUCCAGCCUGGUACUCUCGCUGCAGGAGAUGUCGAGGCUACAUGUGGAGACUGAAGCGACUCCACCAGUACUAGGCCGUGGGCGAACUCAGGGAGUGCGGGAAGACAGCGAUUGA